UAGCGAAAUGGCAGAGACAAGCAGUUUGUGUUUGGAAGGUAGUGCAAGUGAGUCGCGUUUUGUGGGAAGAAUUUUUUCUAUAAGCUCUUCGUCAUGUCUUUUAGUAUCAAACUAAAUAGAGAUCAAUAUGAUCCUGGUGAACUCGUUCAGGGAGAACUUGUGGUGUCUCUCGAUAAACCGCGACGGUUUAGAAUAAUCUACGUAGAGAUCAAUGGUUUCGCUGAAUCAAAUUGGAAGGAACGUGGUGUAACGCACAAUGAAUACUUUCGCGGUAGGCAGGAUUACUUCCAUCAAAUCAUCUGCAUGGCUGGAGAAUGGAAUACACGUACCCCCUUUGAGCUACCCUACACUGCAAAGCAUCGCUUUCAGUUUCAACUGCAACUACCGCCAACCCUUCCUCCGAGAAUCAGUACUGAGUACGGUAGGGUUCGCUUUAGGGUGCGUGCCUUCAUGCACGUAGAGCGUAGUGGGCAAUUUGUGGAAGAUGUUGAGAAGAAGAAUAUCCACGUUGCUUCACAUUGGCGAGCUAUUGAGCCGGGCUUUGUGCGGGAAGUCCCUGAUGCUAGUGAGUUCAAUCGUGGCCUAGGAGAGGAGGUCAAGGUGUACGCUGACAUGCCAAAGAGGGAGUAUGCAUUGGGUGAGGAAGCUGUAAUAAAUGUGAGGAUUGAGAAUAAGAGAUUGCUACCAAUUAAUAAGAUCAAGUUCCAGCUGAGACAGAUUGUUACCUUCUACAGUUCAACACCAAGACGUGCUGCCAAGACCGUGAUCAAUGAGGUGAAGGAGAAUUCCAGCAAAGCCAUUAAGUGGGAGCCAGGAUCAGCUAUUCUCACAGCAACAGGAACUCUAAAAAUUCCCGACUAUGUGAUUGCAACGUAUGAACGUUGCAACGAUGUUGUGGCCAUUUCGUAUGACAUUAAAAUUCGCCCCAAAGUUAAGGAUGACACUGAGAAAGUACCACCUAUUUACAUGCACGUCAUCCUGGGGCAUCCACCAAAAACUGAAAUGACAUUCACACCUGUUGUUGCGCAGGGCUAUCCUCAUCAGAGCCCAUCAACCUACCAACCAUCCUCAAGUCCCUAUCCCCAUCCACAGAUUUCACAGGCAAAUUUAGCUGCAAUGGAUCCUAAUUCCCUACCAUCCUAUGAAGAUCUUAUGAGGGGUCAGGGAAGCAUGACAGGAGCUACGAAGAUGUGACUAAAUACAUGUUGAAAUUAUAGUUUGAUUUUGUUUAAAAAAAAAUUAAAACUUUGUUCAGGUGUGUCCCUCCAAGGUGAAAUUAAUUAAAGAAUAAUUUCUUGUUUAAUCUCGAA
Lutzomyia longipalpis is the source of this 1310-nucleotide messenger RNA. Its product is annotated as arrestin domain-containing protein 1-like. Gene Ontology annotation, biological process: protein transport. The transcript is spliced from 3 exons. The record is from RefSeq and is a predicted model, not a curated record. Lineage: Eukaryota; Metazoa; Arthropoda; Insecta; Diptera; Psychodidae. Bases 94 to 1194 code for a protein of 366 amino acids. Gene Ontology annotation, cellular component: cytoplasm.